This is a messenger RNA of Athene cunicularia (burrowing owl), 4694 nucleotides long. It is a transcript of the gene KCNS1, whose product is annotated as potassium voltage-gated channel modifier subfamily S member 1. The record is from RefSeq and is a predicted model, not a curated record. The coding region runs from base 1160 to 2581 and encodes 473 amino acids. Lineage: Eukaryota; Metazoa; Chordata; Aves; Strigiformes; Strigidae. Gene Ontology annotation, cellular component: voltage-gated potassium channel complex; membrane. Gene Ontology annotation, biological process: potassium ion transmembrane transport; protein homooligomerization; regulation of delayed rectifier potassium channel activity. Gene Ontology annotation, molecular function: protein binding; delayed rectifier potassium channel activity. The transcript has 3 exons.
CUCGGGGUGCAGCAGGGACCGUGAGAUCGGCAGCCCAAGGAACAGCAGGGACCGGGGCACCGACAUCCCGGGAACCCGGGGUACCGGCGUCCCCGGGCAUUGCAGGGACCAUCACCCUGGGGCGCGGCAGGCACCCGGGGCACCGGCAUCCUGGGGUGAGAGGGCAACCGGAGCAGCGGCAUGCGGGGGUGAGCAGGGAUGGGGGCACACCGGAAUGAACGGGGAAGCGAGGCACCCACAUCCUGGGAUGCUGCUGGCACUCGGGGCACGGGGACUCUCCUCCCGGUCCCUCUGCAGGCGGGUGUAGGAGAGUUUCUCUCCCCGAAGCCUUCCCCUGGCGGGGGCUGCACCUCCCGGUCCCCAGGGAACGGGGCAGGGCGCGGGGGUCCCCUCCGGAGAGCUGUGCACCCACUGUGCGGGACCCGGGAGCGCAGGCUGGCACAGGGCAGGGCAUCAUCUGCAGCAGGCGCUGGGCUGCCCGCUCGCAGUAGAAAGCCGAGCUACGGGUGAUCACCACCCCGCACCCCGAAGCGAGCAGGGAGUCCCCCCCGCCUUAUCUGCAUGCCCAGCCCUGGGCAUUUUGGUGGCCUCUCGGUGUACAGCAGCAGCUUACGCGCUGCCUGCAGGGAGCAGCCAGCAGUGGGGAUCCCCCUUCCAUGCCUCCCCCCGCCUGCCUCGCAGACCCCCCCACCGCCGAAGGAAGCGCUUGGUUCUGAGCAUCCUCAGGCCGGAGGGUACAGGGACGCUCAACGAUGGGGACGGGGCUCUGCUGGGGCGCUUUUAGAUGACCAGAAAGCAAGCGUCUCCCCAGUCCUGCCCCAGCGCAUGGGUGAUGGGGACACCGUCCUGCAGGAGCUGGGAGGUCAGCCAGCCCCGCUCCUCCCCUCAGGUACCCCGCGGGGGACCCCCAGCCCCACCCCAGCCCCAUGGGCAUCCCGCACAGGACUUCUCCAGCGGUUUGCAGCCACCGGCCCUGCACCCCUGGGACGUGCAGGGUCACAAGCCCCGGGUGACAGGGCGUUUAGGACUGGGCUACAGGCAAAGGAUGAAGGGUCUCCUCCUUCUCUACGCAUUUCUAAUGGCUCAUUUGAGACAAGCCACACGACUCCCCGCUGGGAAGCCUCGCUGAGCUGUGGAACCAGCUCCCGCUCUGCUGAUCAUGGUCAACAAGACCUUAAAUUACUGGGGUCCCAGCUUUGAGGAGGACGUUAUCAACAUCAACGUGGGGGGUCUGAGAAGGCGGCUCAGCUCCAGCGCCCUCUCCAAGUUCCCCGACACCCGCCUGGGACGCCUGCUCUCCUGCGACUCGGAGGAGUCCAUCCUGCAGCUCUGUGAUGACUACGAUGUAAGCGCCAGGGAGUUCUACUUUGACCGAAACCCCGGUUUCUUCCUCUACGUGCUUCACUUCUACCAGACGGGGAAGCUGCAUGUCAUGGAGGAGCUGUGUGUCUUCUCCUUCUGCCAGGAGAUUGAGUACUGGGGCAUCAAUGAGUUUUUCCUGGACUCCUGCUGCAGCUACCGCUACCACGAGCGCAAACUGGAGAGCCGGCACCACAACUGGGAUGAGGAGAGUGAUGUCAGCAGCGUGGACACGUCCCCCGAUGAGAUCUCUGACAUCAACCAUGACCUGCUGCGCUACAGCACGCUGCGCUGCGGCAACAUACGCAAACGCCUCUGGCUCACCAUGGAGAACCCCGGCUACUCCAUCCCCAGCAAACUCUUCAGCUUCGUGUCCAUCAGCGUGGUGCUGGUUUCCAUAGCCACCAUGUGCAUUCACAGCAUGCCCGAGUACCAAGAGAUGGAUGAGAAUGGCAACGUGCUCGAUGAACCUGUCCUGCACAAGCUGGAGUAUUUCUGCAUCUCAUGGUUCACCUUCGAAGUGUCUUCCCGCCUCCUGCUCUCCCCCAACCCCAGGAAAUUCUUCAAGCACCCGCUGAACCUGAUUGACAUUGUCUCGGUGUUGCCCUUCUACUUCACCCUCUUGGUGGACGUGACCAUGGGCAGUGACUCGGAGCUGGGCAACCUGGGCAAGGUCGUGCAAGUGUUUCGGCUCAUGAGGAUAUUCCGGGUGCUGAAGCUGGCUCGGCACUCCACCGGACUGAGGUCUCUGGGGGCCACCUUGAAGCACAGCUACCGGGAGGUGGGGAUCCUGCUGCUCUACCUGGCUGUGGGGGUCUCCGUCUUCUCUGGUGUGGCCUACACUGCUGAGAAGGAGGAAGACGUUGGCUUUGACACCAUCCCGGCAUGCUGGUGGUGGGGCACGGUCAGCAUGACCACUGUGGGCUACGGUGACGUGGUGCCCGUCACAGUGGCGGGCAAGCUGGCAGCCUCGGGCUGCAUCCUGGGGGGCAUCCUGGUUGUGGCGCUGCCCAUCACCAUCAUCUUCAACAAGUUCUCCCACUUCUACCGCAAACAGAAGGCGCUGGAAGCCGCUGUGAGGAACAGCGGAAAGAAAGACCCCGAGGAUGUGGAGAGCACCUCCAGUCAUGACCAAGACUCAGAGGCUCUGAGCGAGACCUCCCUGGGCAGAGGCAGCCCCGACCGCCGCGGUCUGACCCCUGGCACCCACCCUGCACCCUGACACCCCCUGUCAGCCGCAGCACCAGGGCGCGUGUGGGACCCGCUUGCUCACCAUGAGCACGGCACAGCGGUCACACCGGGACACGGCGGAGGAGCCAGGCUCGCCCUGUCUCACACCGCGCCUGGCAUCGUCCCUGCCCUGUGAAGGACAGGAGGGGCUGGGGGAGAUGCCCAGUGGGUGCCGGCUGCUUCCAGCCCCCAGGACACCACAGCCAGGUCUGCCUGGACGUGUCUCAGCCUUCACCCAGCGAUGGCCCUGCUCCGCUGUGGCUACAAAUGGAGGCUGCGGUGCUGGACAUGCCCCUGCCAGAAAGGGAGUGAGAAAAAAAGAAAUACAGAUGACUCCUGAUCAGGCACUGCCCUGGCUGUGUGAAGGGGGAUUUUGCUUUGCCCUGGGGUUUUGUAUUGUCCAGGGUGAGGUUAAAUAGCCUGAGGGUGAGGCAGCCCCCGACCAGGCUGGCUGCCCUUGCAGGUCCUGUGCCAGGUUGGUACCAGCUCCAGUCCCAACCUUGUCCUACCCCCAGCUGGAAACAGCCUCGAAAGGCUCAGCUGCCCCACCAGCCAUGAGAGAAAGGGGGGUGGAAAUGAGUCUGUAUGGGAGGAGAGGUGAUGUCCAGCUCAGGGUGGGCCCCACUGUCCCAGUCCCUGCAGUGGGAUUGACUGGACCUCACCUUCCUUCCACUGCAAUGGGGGUUUCACUGUUGUCCUUUGCUGCCACCAUCGGGACCCCCCAGGAAUCUGGGGCUGGGGCUGUGCUGGGAGCGUGGCACGGCCAGGAGCACCGUCCAUGAAGGGGGGACACCAGUGGGGGAUGACCAGGUGAAAGGGACACUGUCAUCUGAGGCAGGAGCAGGAGGCAAUCAAGCUGGGGGAACUCCCCCCCAAGCCCUUCGCUCCAUGGGGCUCCCAUGCCAUGGGCCAUUUGUUUCAGGGCAGAGAGGAGGCAGAGGCCUUGCAAAGGGCUGCCAGGGAGCAGACAUAGGGGGACACUCCUGGGCAUGGGGAAGCUGCCUCUGCCAUUGCUGUAUGCUUGAGAUUUCCACUGUGGGAAGAGCUGCCAGGGAGCCCAGUGGCUGUGGCAGCCCGUGAUGGGGUGAAGAAGAUGACCGAAGCCAGCCGGGUUUGGCACAUGGCCUGGUCCCCCCCGCCACGACCCCCAGCCUGGCUUCGUUCUGCUGCCUCAUCCCUCCCUGCCUUGGGGCCGGGCAGGGGCAGGCGCGCUGUAAGGAGUGGGGGGGUCACACUGCCACAGGCAUCCCCUGUCCUGACAGGAGCUCCCCGGGUGCCAAGGCAGUCACCUUCCCUCUGCAGGGAGGGAGCACCCCCAUGUCCAUGGGAGAGCUGGGGCAGGGGGGACCUUGUGCUGCUCCUUGUCACCACCGUCUCUGAGCACCUCACAGCCGGGCCCCCUUCCCACCCAGAUCUCCCAGCCAGCUGAGCACAUUCGGGGCUGCUCCCGGCACAGCAUUAAUUCCCUAUGGAGUUUUUCCUUGACCCUUGGUUCUCUGUUUGGAAAUCGUGCAGCUCCUUUGUGCACAGAGGAAUACAUGCAGCAAUGCCUGUUCCCAGCAGGAGAAAUGUGCGCCCUGUAAUCACCUAAACAACUCAAAAAUAGGUUGGUGGCUACAGGAUGGACCCAGGCACCUGGAUCCUGGUGGUUGCAGCCUGUUGUCCUGGCUGGCUUUUGGCACUGCCACCGUUGCUGGUGCUGGUUCUGCCUGUAGCAAUCACUGAUGGGCGAGAAAAGGCAAAUCAAUGCCAGUGCGGGUCCAGCCUUCCUGACCCCCAUUGGGAUUCGAGGAGGGGUCCCCAAGCAGCAGUGGUGUGGGAUGGAAGGGUGCUCACACUCCUGGCAUCAUUGAGUCUUCCAGCAUGGAUGGUUUGUGGUCUGCUCUGCGCUCAUUCUUACUGAGAGCUGGGACUGGUGAGCUCUGUCGUCUGCUCUGACCAGCUUCCACUGCACUGUUACUUGAAUAAGGGAAGGAGUUUCCCCUUCUGUCCAUAAAUAUUCCAGUAGCAAAAUGUAUUAAAAUGUGAAGACUAAAUUACAUGUAUUAAUUAAAAAGCAUUAUGCAAAUAAAUAAAAGAGCAUGUAAAUUAAUUUUCUAUCUAUG